CCUCUAUCUGUCCAGCUACUCUCCACCUCUCUGUCCAUCUCUCCAUCUCUCCUCCAUCUGUCCGUCCAUUCGUCCCGUCUCCUGCACUGUUGGUACAUGACUGAUUCAGGGGAGGAUGUUGAAGUUCCGUGUGGACAGGAGAGCCAGUCAACAUGACCCCAGUGGACCAGCUGGACCAGCAGUGAGCCCCAUCCAGCUGGAAGAGUCAACAACAAUACACUCCUAUCUGCAGCACUGUGAUUUGGAUAUGAAUGGAAAGGUGAAUACUACUGCUGAGAAGAUCGCCCACUCCAAAAGUGCCAAUAUGGUGUCAGACCUGUCCCCAGAAGCCCAGCCUUACACCCGGGCGUCUCGUACUCCCAGAGGGACUCCUCGAAUGGCAGCUACGUUUGGGAAGCGCUCCAACUCGAUGCGCAGGAAUCCCAAAGCAGCGAUCGCCAAGCAGGGAUGGCUGUGCAAGCAGGCCAGCAGUGGAGUGAAGCAGUGGAACAAGAGGUGGUUCGUCCUCACCGACAGAUGUCUCUUCUACUACAAAGAUGAGAAGGAGGACACGGUGUUAGGGAGUCUGCCGCUGCUCAGCUUCCGAAUUGGAGGAGUGGAUUCUUCGGAUAACAUCACCCGCAAGUUUGCCUUUAAGGUGUGGCUAGAGAAGGAGUUGGAGGUUGAGGACGGGGAGUUGAACGGUCCUGUUGUCUUCUGCAUGCAGGCGCAGCACGCCGGGACCAGGACGUACUACUUCGGCGCAGACAGCCAUGAGGAACAGGAAGAGUGGAUUAAAGCCAUGAGCCAGGCUGCAGAGGUCUACAUUCAGCAUUCAACACAGAGAAUAACCUCCGACACCACGGCGGAUCUCAACCACACCAUGGUGACCAAGGCACCCAACCCACAAACACAGCAGCAUCCACACACACAAACACACGGCGAGACUGACGGUGACCUCCCCCCCCAACCUAAGAUCAACGGGGUAAACAGCCUCGACACGCCCCUGCCCUCCACCCCCCGCUCUGAUCAGGAAGGGAAAAAAAUCGACGGGAGACGAGGAGAAAGCGGAGGAGAAGGUGAAGACGAAGGGGGAGGAUCCGGUCCCGACCACACCUCUCGCCCGAGUCACCAUCCAAACGGUUGGGGCAACUACGGCCCUCGCAACACUGCGCCUCACAACAGCAACGGCAAACCCCCUCCAUCCAGGACUCACAGUGGACAUCAUCGUGCCCCUCAGGGACACCCAGAGGGGAGUGUUACCCCAUCACAUGACCCCAGGGAGCAGCAGGAUAACGUGGUGCUGAUGAGGGGCUUUGUGCCCAGGACGGUUCCGGAGAGGGUUGCCCAGAGGAAGAGCUCCAUGGCCCAGCUGCAGCAGUGGGUCAACCAGCGGCGGGGCAUGGCCUCCCAGGAAGACAUCAACAGCCCAUCUCAUUACUACCCAGUGAACCAGGGCGUCUCAGGUGACUACUAUGGCUACCCCGGUGGCCCUCAGUAUGUGGAGGAGUACCCUCUGUACCCGCCGGGGGUCCGACCUGACAGCAUCUGCUCCGUCUCUGCCGUGGGGGGAUACGACCGACGCUGGACCGUCGAGGAGAAGCGCCACUCGCUGAGGGACGGACCCCAUCAGAUGUACGGACCCCCGAUGCCCAGGGAGCAUUGGGGGCCACAGUACUACGGUGGAAUGGAAACAACCAUGAGACGUCUGUCCAUCCAGCCACGUUCCAGGUCUGUCCCCAGGUCACCGUCCUCGUCAUCGGGGGGGCCCUACUCGCCGGUGCCGCCCAACUUCGCCUCGCCAGCCCGAUCGCCGUCUGCCCGCUUUGACCGGUUUCCGGGAAGGACGAGGGACGAAGUGAUCUACGCCGACCCCUCUGUCUACAGCCUGAGGAGGUCCAUCAGCUCACCCAAGUAUGACUACCCUGGUGAUAGGAGGUCCUUAAGCCAAGGAAUAUACCACUACAACUACCCUGUAUCCCCUUCCAUCCACAAUAAAAUGGAGGACAUAUUAGACCUUCAGCUCCAGCGCAACCUGGAUUACUUAGACCAGCAGGUGCUGGAGGGAAGCCGCCUAAUUGGCACGGUUACCCGAAUGGUGGAGCGCUCAUCCUCAACAGCAAAGCUCUGUGUACAAGUGCCUCCUUUCCAUGAUGUCUACAGCAGAGAGUUACAUCCUACACUGAAGCUCAAUGAGAUAGAAACCAGUAAACUCUUGGGUCGACUGUGUGAGCAGAACCGAAUUUUGAAAGACCACGAGGCUGUCGUCCACAGACUGAGAAUGGACAAGGUACCUUAGAGGAAAGCACUGGUGUCAACUCAUCAGGAGAUGGAGCUGUACCAUAACCAGCCUUUGGCCAUGGAAAAGCUGCGGUUCAAGAAGGAAAACCCUGCAGAACCAGCUCAUCAACAUCAGAGGGAGCUCUCCCAGGCCUCCAGCGCUUUAACCACCACUCGUAUGGAGUUUGAAGCAUUAGAGGAUGAGGCCAAUGCCAUUCAUGGAGAUCUAUGGGAGCAGCUUAAUGCAGGAGGGCAGAGUGAACUGGUUCGUCGGCACAUCCAGAAAGAGUUUUGGAGAGUCCAGGAUGUAUUAGAGGGACUGCACAAGAAUAACUCAUCCAGAGGCACUGACACAGCCAAGCACAGAGUGGCCAGCGGUGCAUCAGGCUCCUUUAGCACCAAUAGUCCAGCCAGUCCCCUGAGCUCAGUAAGCUUCACCAGCCCGCUCAGCCCCUUCUCCCCAGUGCCCGGCUCCCAGGUCCCCACCAAACACCUGGGCCCGGAGGAGAGUGUUCCACCGAGACCUCCCCUCCCCAAGUCCUAUUACCCUUUGGAGCCCUCCCCUACCUUCCCUCCCUCCAUCCCUCCCCUGCCCUUUGACAGCACCGCCUGGCUACGCAGCUUGGGCAUCGAUGAUGGUUACCUUGAUGGUGAAGAUUCUCACAUCAGAAAGCCCAAGUUUGGAGAACAGAAUAAUAUCAGUGACGUGCAGGACCAGGGCCAGGACAGACAAUCCGCCAUGAAUAAAGUCGGCAUCGUCCCUCCUAGAACGAAGUCCCCCACCGACGAAUCACACAUCAGCUCUGCUGGAGUUUCCCGCCAUAACGGCAGAGUGCCUAAUGGAAUCUCUAGGGAGCGUCCAAAGAGCGCUGUGUUUCCUGCAGAGCUGAAGUCAAAGAUGAGUGUGGAGGAGCAGAACGAGCGAAUCCGACGCAACCAGAGCAGCUCUGUGAGGGAGAAGAGGCGGAGUCUAAACCUCUCAGGUGGCCAGUCUCCAGCCAACUACAGAGUGAUUCGUAGGCGGCUGACAGCUCAUGAGAUUGACAUUAAAGACUUGGAGGCGGCGGUUCGAGGCCCGGGACUGGAGUCACCGCGGGAGGAAAUCGCUCGCCUGAGAGGGUUUAGGUCUGAAGGAGAACCCUUCGACCUGGACAUCAGCAAAAGAGGUGAGCUCAGUCUUCCUGACAAGGUCGUGAUCCCGGAGCGCUACCUGGAUGUGGAGGACACCACUCCUCUCAGCCCCGAGGAACAGAAGGAGAAGCAGAAGAAACUGGAGCGGAUCAAGACCCUCAUUGCCAAAUCAAAUUUGCAGAACAUGGUUCCUCUCCUGGACGGCCCGGUGGAGGGCGGAGCUCCGACCAGCUCCCAGCAGCAGCUGCAGGAGCAAGAGAAGCGUAUCGAGAUCUCCUGCGCUCUGGCCGCCGAGGCCUCUCGUCGCAGCCGUCUUCUCUCCGCCCAGUGCGCCCCCACCAGUCCCCCCACCUCCCCGACCAGCCUGGCCCCUCCCCCUUCUUCCGCUGACUUCCCCAACUCCGCCCGCAUCAUGAAGGCGUGAGUCACGCGAGCUCAAGCUCUGGCUGCUGUCAAGUUCGAUGGAGCGUCUUUCUGAGGAUUCACUGGAAAAACUGAUGGAAAUGGCUCCAGAUAAAUGACUAUUAUUUUUUUUUUUUUUAGCACCUAAACUGAACUACAACAAAAGCACGGAAAGUUGUCGAAGGAGGUUCCUGGGAGGCAAGAGCAAAUUUUAAAACCUGAAUGGAAGCUAUAAAGACUUAUAAGCUCCCCCCGCCCUGCCCAACUCCAGUUCAUCAACUCCUGCUAUGUGUGCCCCCCAAGGCCCCACAUCUCUUACCAGCUUCCAGGUGUGAAAUAUUUCUAUAUAAUUUCGCUCAGGACAUAAUCUACAAAGUAGAGAUUACUGAUGAACUAUGCUGAUGAUGAGACAUUUUACACUCAUAAUAAUGACAAAAUGUCAGCGACCUGAGGUUCAGUGUCGAUCAGUUCGCCAGGGAACGCUGCAUAUGAGAGGCCCACACUGAAGAGGAACAAGGAAAAGAGAAAGAGUUGGGGAUGAGGCCAGAUGAACGUCACUAACAAAAGACUCGCUGCAGUAAAACCUACAGAGAGGCUCUGAACAUGCUUUAGGACACUAAAAGCCAGAAGGAUGUUCGUUAUCAUCUAAUCUCCAUAUCAACCUUGAAAACCCACCACGGCUUGCGGCCCAGUGAGGAGCGGCGCUCUGUGACAGACCGAGGGGAUUCGCUCACGCCGACAUAUUCUGACACUUUGACAACUGAUCGAAAUACGAGUGAAGAGCCUCUGAUCCUUUUGUGAAAAGCUGAGGACUCUCCUGAGCUCACUGUGAUGCCUGUUUCACCAAGUCCUCCACCCCCCCGUAUAACACUACUAUCAACCUCACCUGCUGUCAGUUCCACUCAUAUACAAACUCAAUGUCGCCUGGAUUACAUUUAGCAUCAAUUACCCGCCUUUCACACCAAACACACAAGCACAGAGUUUGUUGCGAGACAGAGCCGAAGAUGAAACGCAAAAAAAUGAAGCUGCUUAUGAAGACACUGUGUCCUCCGUCAGCUUCAGAGUAUAGCAUAAACACAAUAUCUAUUUUCUAACCUGGUAUCUUCACCCUCUUCAAUAUCUGCUGUCAUGCUUGAGUUUUUUUUUUUUUUACUCAAGUACAUGUAGGAUCGUACAGUGAGGUCCCUGAUGUACUCCAAAAUGAGUAGCUCUGUAAAUACUACAUCGGGUGUACACGGAUUUGAUCCAUCCGGCAUGCUUGUGGCACAUAUAGUCUUCGUAGUCAUCAGCAUAUCAGCAUAUUUGGGGGUCAAAUUUCAAUUUAUUUGAACUUUUGCCACAAAAACCUGGAGGAAAAUCAAGGCAGCGUGCACAGCUAGGACUUGCUCAGCUGCCUGCUCUGUGCCGUGUUGACUUUAAUCUCCGGUGUGAAAGCCAGUCAGAUUGUAAAAUUGAAAUCCUUAACUUGUUUUAGUUGGUCGUUUUCUCUCAUCUGCACGGUGGAGUAUUGUUAGACACUGAGACAGACACAUUUACUGUGGUUAAUGUGGUCACUGUCUGUAUGGUUCUGUUCAGUCUGAGGUGUGAGACAGGAAGUGACAUGCCUUUCCCCAAAUGUUGGGGGUCAAGCAUUAUAAUAAAGAGCAUAUAACACCAGCAGUGGAUUACAUACUUAGGUAUACCAUGUGUAUUUCAACUUUUACAACAGCUGAUUCAGAGUAAACAGCAGGCUGUGACACAAUCUUCUGCCCUAGAUGUAAAGAAGCAUCUGUCUGAGCCUAAAAGGAGAGACAGAACUUGCUCAAAGUUGAAGGUGAAGACGAGUCCAGAAGCCUUUUUCCUGAUAGAACGAUUUUCAAUUCAGUAUUCCUUCGACACAUGUGCUCAUGGGUUAAAUUUUGGCAAAGACUUUUUCUAACCUCUCUCACCUUCAGACAAAGAUGGUGGUUGGACAAGGAAAACGUUAGCGCAGACUACAAGUAGGAAAUGGGAUGAGUAGCAGGGACCGCCAUCCACCAGCCUGACCAUUACACCAUCACUGCUCUAUAUAAACCUCACAUUUCUGAACUGGUUUGUCACAGGACGUCGGCAUUGAAUAGAAUCCCUAAUCCGGUGUAAUUCAUCCUGUAUCCUGAAGGGGGGAACGAUCACCCAGCCUGUUCUCAUUCAAAUUCAGUGGACUUCAUCACAGUGUUCAAGAAAUUCUCCCAGUGGUCGUCUACAGAUAUGUAUAGGUAAAGUAUGUUGAAUAGAAAUGGUACAGUGUAUGUGGAAAGUGAAAAUAGAAGUGACCUUAGAAGAGUAACUGUGCUAGAGAAGCACUUGUCUGUGUGAAGAGGAGUUAGCAGUGAUGCAGUCAUUUGAGAGGAAGUAUAUGUACUGGAACACACUGUCAUGUAACAUAUCCCGACAACAUUUCAUCCAGUCAUGCAGUGCCAUAAGUCUGAAACAUGUCUGUGUUUAUAUGUUGUGAUGAAUGACUUACAGAGGAGUUUGAAUCUGGAGGGAAAUGCAAUGAUUGAUGGUACCAAAGUCAGAAAUGUCUACACGUAGUGGCUUUAAAUGGAACUCCGGUAUGGCCAAUAUUAAAGGUCCCAUAUUGUAAGAAGUGAGAUUUUCAUAUUUUAUAUCAUAAAGCAGGUU
Messenger RNA from Sebastes umbrosus (honeycomb rockfish), 6435 nucleotides. It is a transcript of the gene plekha6, whose product is annotated as pleckstrin homology domain containing, family A member 6. NCBI's taxonomy places the organism in Eukaryota, Metazoa, Chordata, Actinopteri, Perciformes, Sebastidae. The record is from RefSeq and is a predicted model, not a curated record.